Molecule: messenger RNA, 373 nt
Organism: Zonotrichia leucophrys gambelii
Lineage: Eukaryota; Metazoa; Chordata; Aves; Passeriformes; Passerellidae
Gene: NAA38
Product: N-alpha-acetyltransferase 38, NatC auxiliary subunit
Exons: 3
Coding region: 64-372 (102 amino acids)
Cellular component (GO): NatC complex
Molecular function (GO): RNA binding
Source: RefSeq, a predicted model, not a curated record
GAGUUGUAGUCCGUAGCUCCGCCCUCCCGGGCCGCGCCAGGGCUGCCGGGAAGCGGCGCCAUCAUGGCGGAUCCGCCGGAGGAGGCGGGGGGCGGCCCGGCCGCCGGGCCGGGGGUCGCGGGGCCCCCCCGGGGGCGGCAGCGUCUGGAGGCGCUGCUGAACCGCAGCCUCCGCAUCCGCAUGUCCGACGGGCGGACCCUGGUGGGGGCGUUCCUGUGCACGGACCGCCAGAGCAACGUCAUCCUGGGCUCAGCGCAGGAGUUCCUGAAAGCUGCAGACGCGUUCCCGGGCAGUGAACCCCGAGUUCUGGGGCUGGCCAUGGUCCCCGGGCACCACAUCGUGUCCAUCGAGGUGGAGCCCCCCUACCCCUGAG